Messenger RNA from Chanos chanos (milkfish), 3561 nucleotides. It is a transcript of the gene col28a1a, whose product is annotated as collagen, type XXVIII, alpha 1a. NCBI's taxonomy places the organism in Eukaryota, Metazoa, Chordata, Actinopteri, Gonorynchiformes, Chanidae. The record is from RefSeq and is a predicted model, not a curated record. Gene Ontology annotation, biological process: extracellular matrix organization. Bases 1 to 3561 code for a protein of 1186 amino acids. The transcript has 34 exons. Gene Ontology annotation, molecular function: extracellular matrix structural constituent conferring tensile strength; serine-type endopeptidase inhibitor activity.
AUGCAGUGUGGUGUGAUACUGUGCUUCAUACUGCUGUCUCUCUCAGAGAGAGUUAGUGGCCAGGGCAGAAGGAAGAACAAACAGAAGGCGGAGAACCUGGUAGUCCUAAAUGAAGGAAAAACUCUGAUAUGUCCAGUGGAAGUGGCUUUUUUGGUGGACAGUUCAGAGAAAGCCAAAGUUUUACUGUUUGAAAAACAGCGGGAAUUCGUGCUGCGCUUCAGUACACGGCUAAUGCAGCUUCAAGUGCCCGGCUGGCACAUGCGGGUACGCCUGGCGGCCCUGCAGUACAGCAGCACCGUCUCAGUGGAGCAUAACCUCCGUGACUGGCAAGACGUGGACGUGUUCCAGAGUCGGGUGGCGGCUAUGGCCUACAUCGGGCACGGCACCUACUCGGCCUACGCCAUUACCAACGCUACGCAGCUCUUCAUCCGUGAAACAGCAGCCAGCAGCCUGCGGGUGAUACUGCUGAUGACUGAUGGGGUGGACCACCCUCGGAGUCCCAGCGUACUGACGGCGGCUGCCGAGGCCAAGAACCACAACAUUCGUGUUUUUGCCAUCGGGCUGACGGGGCCCUUGCGGGGUGGGCACGGAAAUGCCAAGCUGAGAUCUAUUGCUACUGCACCGCCCCAGCAGAAUGUCUUCAGCCUUACUGAUCCCCUGCUGGAUGAAAGGCUCUUCUCUGAACUGUCCGAAAUGAAGGACAGGACAUGCCCACAGCCCAAAUCCUGUUUGUGUGAUAAAGGAGAGAGAGGUUCCCCAGGAAGUCCAGGUAAACCAGGAGACCCAGGAUUUGAUGGAGCUCCUGGGCCAAAAGGAUCUAGAGGAGAACCUGGAUUAAAUGGACGUCCAGGAAUGGAAGGACUUGAGGGAAGGCCAGGAAGUAAAGGAGAAAAGGGGGAGAGAGGAGAAUGCGGCGCCCCAGGGAUGAAGGGAGAUCAAGGGCCUGAUGGACCUCCUGGACAACGUGGACCAAGAGGAGAGCAGGGUCCUAAUGGAAGCCCUGGUGAACCAGGGCCAGAGGGCCCACCAGGGCCUAAAGGUGAACGUGGGCCUGCUGGAAUAAGAGGGCCUCCGGGGGAUCCUGGCAUUGGAUUUCCUGGUGCAAAGGGAGACAAAGGAAAUCAGGGAAGACCUGGACCCACUGGUCCUCUUGGGGUGGGAGAACCAGGCCAACAAGGCCCACCCGGACCCCCUGGGAUACAAGGAAAUCAAGGGUUUCCAGGGGAGGGUUUACCAGGGCCGAAGGGUGACAGAGGAUAUGAUGGUCCCAAGGGAGCACGUGGCCCCCCAGGGAGCGGUAUCAAGGGUGACAAGGGGAAUACAGGGGCCCCAGGUUUGCCAGGACUUGUGGGUUUUCCAGGAGUGGGGAUUCAGGGAGAGAAGGGAGACCAGGGGCCAAUUGGUCCCCCAGGUCCAAGAGGGACUCCUGGGCUUGGCAUAGUCGGUCCAAAGGGGGACCAGGGUUUCCCAGGAGAACCUGGGCCACAGGGGGAAAGAGGGGUUGGAGAACCAGGACCAAAGGGGGAACCAGGACCAGAUGGCACUGCUGGGAUUCCAGGUAUUCCUGGUGAGGAUGGAGCUGUGGGACCUAAGGGGGAAAUGGGGUUACCAGGGCUAAGAGGUCCUGAGGGAGCACCAGGCAAAGGAAUCCCAGGGGAGAAGGGAGACCGAGGUGACAGAGGGCCCAGGGGUCUACCUGGGAUCCCUGGAGCAGUGGGGCCAGCAGGGGCCAAGGGUGAGCCAGGCAGCAUGGGUGUAAUGGGUGUGCCCGGGCCACCUGGGCGGGGACUACCUGGCUCAAAGGGUGACCCUGGGCCUGUUGGUCCACCAGGGCCGGUUGGAGAGCCUGGAGUUGGAAUUGCUGGACCAAAGGGUGACAGAGGAAAUCCUGGACCAGUUGGACCACAAGGGUUAAAAGGAGAAGGCUAUCCUGGGCCCCAGGGACCUCCAGGGUUGCCUGGGCCACCUGGAGAGGUUGGGCCUGAAGGAAAAGGAAUACCAGGACCCAAGGGUAACAGGGGCCCUCCAGGUGUCCCUGGAUCCUCGGGGCCACCUGGAAUAGGUCUUAUUGGAUUAAAGGGUGCUGUCGGUCAACCUGGGGCACCUGGUCCUCCGGGGCCUCCAGGAGAGGGCAUUCAGGGACCCAAGGGGGAUCCUGGCUUUCAGGGGCCACUGGGGCCACGUGGCCCUCCAGGAGAGGGCCUUCCUGGAGAAAAGGGAGAAAGGGGCAUGGGUGGUGAGCGUGGAAAAAAAGGAGAGAGAGGAGAUUUUGGUGCACCAGGACAAACAGGAUCCCCGGGCAUACCAGGAGAGAAGGGGGACCCAGGCCUAUCAAGAGAGGAAGUUAUCAGGAUAAUCAGGGAAAUUUGUGGUUGUGGUCUGAGGUGCAGGGAGAGCCCCCUAGAGCUGGUCUUUGUGAUUGACAGUUCAGAAAGCGUUGGGCCGGAGAACUUUGAAGUGGUGAAGGACUUUGUGAAUGCUCUGAUUGACCGCGUGUCAGUGAGCCAUGAGGCCACGCGUGUGGGGGUCGUCCUCUAUAGUCACAUGGAUGUUGUGGUGGCCAGUUUGCAGCAAUUGUACGAUAAGGCCGGCAUCAAAGCCGCGGUACGAAAAAUGGCCUAUUUGGGCGAGGGCACCUUCACGGGUAGCGCCAUCCGUCGGGCCACCCAGCUCUUCCAGGCUUCACGUCCCGGUGUGAGGAAGGUCGCCGUGGUGCUGACGGACGGGCAAGCGGACCGGCGAGAUUCCGUGAAGCUGGAGGAGGCGGCAGAAGAGGCUCGCGCUGCUGGUAUCGAGGUCUUCGUGAUUGGAGUGGUGAACCAUAAUGACCCAAUGUACUUUGAAUUCCAGAGUGAAAUGAAUUCCAUAGCCUCAGACCCCAGCCAGGAGCACGUCUACCUGAUCGAUGACUUCAUGACCCUGCCCACUCUGGAAAGUAAGCUCCUGAGUCAGAUUUGUGAAUACGAUGACGGGACACUGUUCAUCCCUAACGAGAUUACCCAGUACCCACCUGGCCGUGUCUCUACCCCUGAGGAGAGAGACAGUGUAGUCAGAUACAACAAUGAGGUGAAGAGAUUGAGUGAAAAGCCUGGCUUCCAAGUCAAGCUUGUUACCCCGUCUCCCCCACGACCGCUUGAAACAGAGGGACGUGAAAACAAUGAAAUCGUCUCCAUCAAAACGCUUCCUGAUGAUAGGCCUAAUGAAGUACCUGACCUCACUGCUGCACAGUCUGAGUUUGGGAGUAGAGGGCGACCACAGUCUUCUGUCAUCUCCGUAGAGGGUCCCCAGGGUUCUACUAACUGGGUUUAUGAACCACAGACAACAAAACAGCCGCCGCUAGCACAAACAUUACCACCUCCUCCCCCACUGCCUGAUAUCUUUGUACCAGGAGUGGGCUGUCGCCAGCCUUUGGAGCCUGGACCCUGUCGGGAGUAUGAGGUCAUGUGGUACUAUGACCCAGAGGCCAAUGCCUGUGCCCAGUUCUGGUAUGGUGGCUGCAAGGGCAACAGAAACCGCUUUGAAUCAGAGGACAGCUGCAAGAAAGCAUGCGUGCAGACGUAA